AUGGGGAAGGCAAGGCACGUAGGGCGGUGGGCCAGGAGGAUGGGGAGGUGCGGUAUGUCGUUGGCAGGCGGCGGGGAGGGGGAGGCAAGUGGUGGGCAAGGAGAGAGGAGGGCGAGAAGGUCGAGGUGGGGUGCGGCGGCGAAAAGCAGGCGGGAGGUAGGGGAGGUCGGCGCGUUUCCCGGAUGUGAAGGUGAGGUGCGCGGGGGCCGUGUGGGCCAUAUCCGUGAGCUCAGGAUUGCGGCACGCCAGGAGGAGAGGGAGUUCCGUGUUCGGUGUCGGUUAUAUACGCUUAGCGCAGCCGAGAGUAGGCGUCUCCGCAAGUACGGUGUGGUGGGGGGUGGUCAUGGUGGGGUUAUGACAAGAUCGUUUUUGAGAUUGUUAGUGUUCUGGUGGGUCUAG
Molecule: messenger RNA, 399 nt
Organism: Prunus armeniaca (apricot)
Lineage: Eukaryota; Viridiplantae; Streptophyta; Magnoliopsida; Rosales; Rosaceae
Source: the annotation of a GenBank genome assembly